Molecule: messenger RNA, 1107 nt
Organism: Esox lucius (northern pike)
Lineage: Eukaryota; Metazoa; Chordata; Actinopteri; Esociformes; Esocidae
Gene: smim22
Product: small integral membrane protein 22
Exons: 4
Coding region: 124-504 (126 amino acids)
Biological process (GO): regulation of cell population proliferation
Source: RefSeq, a predicted model, not a curated record
CAUUUUUAUUUAUAUUGUGCCAAUGGCACGGAUUGGAAUUAUUUCACUCUCGUGUCCAACUAAGCAUCCCAAUAAACCUUAGGAUGGGCCGUGAGGAAAUAAAGCAGGAUUUCCAACUUUGUUAUGUGCAGAGCACAUAACCUGACACACCCACACUCACACAGAGACAGGUGCGUCAGCAAAACAGGUACCCGGAAAAACAUUGAGAAAGUUUACAACAGCUUGUUUGAGUUACAGACCACCUCUAACCCAGAUAAGAUGGCCAAGAGCAGCCUACAGAAGGAGUUUCAGGACCAGUUUGUCGACGUGAUCUCCAGGCUAGAGUCUAAACAGCUUUUCCAGUCUGACUGGGAUAUUGUCUCCUUUGCUGUCUUCUUCAUCUUUAUUGGCGUGGUUCUCCUGCUUGUUCUGCUGGUUCUCAUUCGCUGCUGCUGUUGUUGCUGCUGUGAUGAACAGCCUAAAAGACACAAGGUUGGCCAUGACAACCUCGGGAUGGAACCGUGAAACCAACCUGCUAAAGAUUCCACGAUUAUGAGAGCUUUGGUUACCCACCAAAAAAACGAUUACACCUUUUUUUAUUUAUAUUAUAUUUGAUUCUAUUCAUUUUAGUUUUACAAUGUAUUUGCACUUCAUCUGUGUGCCAAAUCCUGUUUUAUUUAACAGAUUUUCCUCAUUGAUCUUGUACCAUCCCAUUUAUUUACUUUGACUGGUGGAAAAUGUUGAACUCCCUGUGUUUACCCGGUUUUAGUUGCCGCCUCUGGUGGGAAGUCAUUGGAGGUGACAUGAAUCAGUUUGUUUGCACGUCCUCUGCAUGGCUAGCUGUUGUUGCUAGGAUGCCAGAACAGAGAGCAGAGUGAAAGCAGAGCCACUAGGUGACACAACAGGAAGAGAAAGGGGUGUUACUGUGGGUUCAUGGGAAAAUAAGCACUGCUCCAUUUCUGCUGCACAACUUUGUAAUAAUCUGAUAGAGUAGUGAAUAGAACACAAUAGAAUGCUUUUAAUAAAAUGUUCAACAGUUGUAUGUAAUAGGAUGAUGUGGUUAAACUAUGUCGAACCAAAGGAAUCAUAAUGAAAUGAAUACAUUUAUAUAAAUAAAUACAUUUUAAG